Molecule: messenger RNA, 1615 nt
Organism: Cuscuta campestris
Lineage: Eukaryota; Viridiplantae; Streptophyta; Magnoliopsida; Solanales; Convolvulaceae
Source: the annotation of a GenBank genome assembly
CGAUGUUAUGUCGACUCAACGAACUUUAAUUAAGAUUGUACUUUUUUUUGAAAGUUUUAAGUUCAUACUUUAUAUAUACCCAUCAAUUAGAGUAAUUAAAAAAAUAAUUUCACUUAUUAAUAUUUUGUAACUCAUACUCCGUAUUAUUCAUCCAUUAUUUUCACUAUUGCUUUGUGAUUAAAGCAAUAGUGAGUUUUUUUUGGGCAGAGAGUGUAGUUUAUGCUUUCUUUAAAACUUUAUUUGUUAGUUUUAAUAAAAUUUUAAAAAAUGUUAAAAAAAAUAGUACUCCGGACUCCUCAAAUUUUAUUGGCGCAUCCGAUGAACGCAACAACUCUUCUUUAUCUUGGUUUCUCAGAACUUUUCUGUAGCCAAAACCCCAAAACAAACAGGAAAUACACAGGAUGUCCGAUGAAUCCGACGAUGAGUUGAGAAGAAACAGAGGGCCGUCAAUGGCGCCCGAAGUGCAAUACCCGAAAUUCGAUCAAUACGAUGAUUGGGAACCCAAUGUUUUUCCUCCCAACGACGUUUCUGAUGCUUUCUUUGAGUAUCCAGAACUCAGGCGUUCUUUGUCAUCUCAUGACUUGAUGCUGGAAGAUAGCACCCUUAAAUCAAAUGGUGAAGUGAAUCCAUCAAAGCUUGACGACAAGCAGCUAAAAUAUACAGAUUCUCGCAAUCAAAAUCUGAACAAAUACUUCUAUUAUGACAGUCCUCUUUCAGAGGAAACCGGUGUUUGGAUACCUAUCUCUAUCCCACCAAUGCCAAAAGGAGAUCUUGAAGAAUGGCAAAAAGGUUUUUACAUGGAAGGGGACUACCUCGCAGAGGGUGACAGGGGAUGGGAUCAAUGCACUGGACAAGAAAAUAAGGAGAUGACAAUGUGGGAAGUGUUUCGUGACAUGUUAAUUAUGGCUCGAGAGAAAAUGAGUUCUCAUGCAUCCAUUGAUUUUCAUGGAUAUAUAGGUCCUCGGGUUUCAAAACAUAUGCUAAGUGAAGUUUGGGAAGAGAUGGCACAAACUCUUAAAGAUGCCAACUUUGGAAACAUUAAGGUUAUCCUUGAGGCGGAGCCACCAAGAUGGUUGCCUGAUAGUGCUGCAUCAUCGUGCAUGCUUUGCAACCUGCGUUUUCAUCCCAUCAUGCGGCCGAGACAUCAUUGCAGGUUUUGUGGAGGCAUAUUUUGCAAUGGUUGCUCUAAAGGAAGGAUGUUGUUGCCAGCAACAUUCCACACUUCAAACCUGCAAAGAGUUUGUGAUGUUUGCAAUGUACGGCUGGAGCCCAUCCAAACUUUCUUAAUUGACCAAAUUAGCCGUGCGGUGCAGCUUCCAACCCAUGAUUUAACAGAUCUAAGCACUUUGAGAUCGUGGCUUAAUUUCCCUUGGAGUCAAUCCAUGGAAUAUGAAAUAUAUAAGGCUACAAACACCUUGAGGGGAUGUGAUAAGGUUGGAUAUAUGAACCCUGACAAGUCCAUUCCAUCUGCCAUUCUCAAACAAGCAAAAGGACUUGCUAUUCUAACAGUUGCAAAAGUUGGUGCAAUGUUUACCUACAACAUUGGGAUUGGCAUAGUGGUAGCUAAAAGAGACGGCAAAUCAUGUUCAUUCUGAUAUGCCAUUUCUGGUCAACG